This is a messenger RNA of Symbiodinium sp. CCMP2456, 5129 nucleotides long. The record is from the annotation of a GenBank genome assembly. NCBI's taxonomy places the organism in Eukaryota, Dinophyceae, Suessiales, Symbiodiniaceae.
AUGAGCCAGCCGUCCUCGACCGUGCCGGUAUGGAAGAUGACGAAGGUGCAGCUGUUGGCCGAGGCGAACGCCCGAGGGCUGGCAGUGAAUCCCCGCUGGACGUGCCCAGAACUGAGGACGGUGCUCAACGCGGACGCCGAGUACCACCGGACUCCGGGGAACCCAGUGCCCAAGGGGCUGAGCUCGAUGACGCUGGCGGAGCUGAAGAGCGAGGCGGAGAAGCUCGGCAUCCCCACCUCGACCAAGGAGACGCGGGGCAGCCUGAUGCUGAAGGUGAGGGACGCGGUGACGCCCGACACGACCGUGAUGGCGAUCGGGCGAUUUCGCGGAAGCAGCUACGCGGACAUCCCGGAGAACUACGCGCAGUGGGCCUCGGACGAGGAGAAGGCGAACGGGGACAACAUGUCGCCAGAUCUGAAACGAUUCGUUCUGUGGAGGCGACAUCGGCGAACCAUGGAGCCAAAGACACCGGUGGUGAAGCGCGGCUACAAGGACCCCGAGAAGGAUGCGAAGGUGCCACCCCCUCCCCUCAGCGAGACCGGCUCCUCUGCGUGGGCCGUGGUCGAGGACUCGGAGGGCCCUUUGACCGGAUGGCGACCGAUCGCGCCUUCGGUGAGUUCGGACACAUCGUGGAAUCCAAAGGGAAAGGCCACGCGACCGAGGACCCCCGAGUCGAAGGGGCCCAUGGACCAGGACAUCGACCCGGACACGAUCUCGGAGAUCCAAGCGCUCGAGGCGAGGUUGGCGGUGCUCAAGGACAAGUGUGGAGAGGUGCACCUUUCUUCGCGGGCCCUCGCGAGGAUCGGAGAGGACCUGACCGGGACACGACAGCACCACGAACACCCCGGUGAACUUGCCGCCCUGCGUGCUUUACAAGAACGGGACUUCUCUUUCGACCGCAUCGCCGAGAUCCUGACACACUACGACUUCUCUGCUUGCCCUACCAACCGAGCUGCUGUUCACCAGGAUGGUGGGGGAGAGCGCGUGGCCCUAGGAUAUUACGCCUACGGCAACUUCAAGGGGGUUUGCAAGAACACAGUGCGUUGGAGCCACCUCACCCAGUAUGUCAAUGCGUUCCUCCUGGACCACGCCGGGGGCAACCUGGAACAAGGCCGGGCAACCUACUGGGGUGCAGUGACUCUGUUGCGCAACUGUCCCGCUGCCAUGCACACCGACAAGAACAACCUCAAGGGGAGCCCCAACUACGUUGUGAGCUUCGGCGGCGGGAAUGGUGGUGGCCUCUGGGUUGAAUCACCCGGGGGCGGAUGCUGGCGAAGAGAUUCCCGAGGUCAAGACGUCGAGGGCACCAUCAUCGACACCGACCGCCAGGUAUGGGAGUUCGAUCCACGCCUGAGGCACGCGUCCGAGCCUGGUUCAGGGUCCCGAUGGACGAUUGCCGCCUACACGCCGAGGACUUUGCCCGACGCCAACAAGACAGAGAAAAAGGUUCUUCGCCACUUCGGCUUCCCUUUGCCUUCGGUGGCCCAGAUCCGCAAUACCCGGAUCGAGCGCGAUGUACACGAGGUCAAGAGCGGCUACAGCAACAGCGCUACGGGCCCCGGGAAGGUCCCGAUGCCCAGGCGAAGCCAAAGGAAAGCUAUGUGGAAGACCGCUGCCUUCCUGAGCGUGAUGUACACUACGAUGCUCUCGUCUAUGGGGAGAGUGGUGGACGAGUCUGUGCCGGUGCGACACCAGCCCGAGGUUGCCCUGUUGGAGAUCGGGGGCUUCACGUCCACUUGCCGGACGGCCGAGUACUGUGGCGACUCAGUGAAGGUGAUGGAACCCGUGCUCACCGAGGACGUUCUCUACAACGACCACCCCGCGGACUUACCGUUUGGCUUCGUCGAAACCACGGUGAUACGGCAUUGUCCAGGGCAACUCUGGAUACACGUUCGUCCAGAAUGGAAGGACCCCGAGAUCUACUUCGACAUCGUGGAAGCCGCCGGACGACAACUUCGAGAAGGAAGGACAGUGGUGCUCGAGCGCAACGUCGAGGAGGACGACCUCUGGGAGAAGGUGACCACUGGAUGGGCGGAGGCAGGGUACUUUACCCACGGGGACCGCGACGAGGAUGGGAACGAGCUCCUCCGCGUCACCUACGGCACCGAGGACGUGGAACUCCACGAAGUGUUCGUGGGAGAAGCAGCAGAUGGACCAAUCCCCGCACAUGGAGAACCUGCUGACGGAGAACCUGGUGAAGGCGAUGAAGCCCUCGCCGAACGUGGGGCAAAGGCAAUCCGGUUUCCCCCGAGCGUACCGGGAAGGAUUGCAAGCAGCCUCCGCAGGCUGCAUCAGAAUCUCGGCCAUCCCAGCACCAUCGACUUCAGUCGUCACCUGAGACUGGCAGGAGCUUCUCGAGAAGUGCUCAAGGCGGCGAAAGCUUUGGAGUGCGAAGUUUGCAAGAGAGCGAAGGCCCCUGCCGUCGCCAAACCCGCUAAGGUGGCCCCUUGUCUACGCUUCAACCAGAUCAUCGGCGUCGACCUCUUCUAUGUCCACGACACCAAUGGAGAUCGACACCAGCUUUUGUCUAUGGUGGACUUCUCUUCUUCUUACCACGUCGUCGUGCCCGUGGCCCGCAAGGAUACCCUCACCUUGGAGAAGGCCUACUGUGAGCACUGGCUCAACACUUUCGGUGCUCCGGCAAUGAUUGCCGUGGAUCUAGAGAACGGCCUUGAGAAGUCUCUGGCGAGAGUCGGAGAUUGGACCGGGACCCGCAUCCGCAAUGCCGCGGGUCAGGCUCACUAUCAAGCCGGCUACACCGAACGACAGGGCGGGAUCUGGAAGGCGAUUUUCGCGAAGCUAUGUGACGAGCUUUCUGUGACCAAGGCCGAGAUCACUUUAGCCAUUGGGGCGGUGUCCAAUGCCAAGAACAAGCUUGCUCGGAUCAGCGGCUAUAGUCCAGCCCAACACGUCUUCGGCUACCUUCCCAACGACCCCGACGACUUGCUCAACGGCCCGCACGCCGGCGACCCGACCGAGGAGGACAUCAUUGACGACCGCCACGCUCAGGAGGUUGCCAUGAGAAGCGCGGCUAGGGCCGCGUACUACCACGUCCAGUCUGAUGAGCGAGUUCGCAGGGCCCUGUCCGGAAGGACCCGAGUUAUCUCCCGAGCCCCCGAGUGUGGAGAAAGGGUCUUCUACUUCCGGAAGACAAAGAACAACAAGCGCGGGAUAUGGAUGGGACCCGGAACAGUCAUAGGCUUUGAAGGGGUGAACGCCUGGGUCACUCGAGGAGGACGUUGCGUGCUGUGCUCGCCGGAGCACUUGAGGCUGGCUACACCCGAGGAAUUGGGACAAGCUUUCAGCUUGCGGGCAGCCCGUGAAGACUUGGAUCGCCUACUCAACGCCGAGGACGACGAGGAGAUCUUCGAGGACGAGAAUGCCGAGGCCGGAGGGAUUGGUGAUGUUGACUUCGAUGCCGAGGACGACCCCGACGGAGACGUUGCCAUGGCCGAGAUGGACCACGGAGAGCCACCUGAGGACCGACGAGGAGUUCGACGAGGUCCGCAAGAGGCACCACCGCUGGUGCUCAAGAGACAGCGUCGCAAAGGACAUCAAGAUGCCCAAGCUGUGCUCAUGAUGAAGCNNCGGUCUCGGGAAAAGGCCCUUGAGAAGGAGAUCCCCUGGUCUCUCAUUCCCGAGGAGAUGAGGCCGAGUUUCCGCGCUGCAGAGGCCAAACAAUGGGCCGAGCACGUCGACAACAAGGCCAUCACAGUGCUGUCGGUCGCCGAGAGCGAGCGCAUCCGAGAGACGACGCCGCCCGAGCGCAUUUUGUCCUCGCGCUACGCCUACAAAGAUAAACAUAUGGGGCUCAGGCGAGUCAACCCAAGCACGCCUUGGAAACCGAAGGCUCGGUUGGUGGUGGCAGGACAUGCCGACCCAGACGUGGCCAGUGGAGAGCUCACGACGGACUCCCCUACGGUUGCCCGAUCCUCACUUCUUACCGCCCUGCAGAUUUGUGCUUCCAAGGGAUGGCAGGUGGCAGCCGGCGACGUGCAGGCUGCUUUUCUACAAGGAGUCGAACUACGACGAGAUUUGUGGAUCUCCCAACCACGUGGGGGAGUCGAAGGCCUAGACCCUAGGCAAAUCGCCCGUGUCAACAAAGGCAUAUUCGGGCUUACUGAGUCGCCGAGGAUGUGGUACGACCGCCUGGCCGACGUGCUCACCACCGAGAUCUUCCAUUACAAGGAGGUCCAGUACCGACUGGUGCAGAGCCCUUUGGACCCGUGUGUUCUCCUGCUGAUGCGCGUCGAUGGCGACUUCGAGCCCGAGGCCCUCCUCACCAUCCACGUGGACGACAUCCUCAUCGGGGCCCCCACCGAGCUCAACCGGUUCCUGCAGGCCGAGAUCAGCCGCCUCUUCCCCGUAGAUGACUGGAUCGAGGGAGCUUUCGAGUACACCGGCUCCUUCAUCGAGGUUUCCGAUGAGGGGAUCUCUAUCAACCAGGCGGCCUUCGUCGACGGCAGGCUGUUCACCGUCGACAUCCCCAGAGGCCAAGACGGGAAGUCCCCGGCGGACGAGGAGCAGACUAUCGACAACAGGUCGUUGCUGGGGGCAUUGAGCUGGCUGAGCAGCCAGAGCCGGCCCGAUUUAGCCUGUGGGGUAGCCAUGUCACAGCAACUUCAGCGAGCACCGUCUACCGACGAUGUCCGCUUCGUGAACCGACUCACCGCCCAGGCCAAGGAGCACAAGGAGUUCGGCGUCUACUUGAGGAGGAUACCUAUCGACCGGGCCGUGUUCAUAGCCUACCACGACGCCGGAUGGGCAAACGCCGACCUCGAGGACGCAGAGGUCGAGUUCCAGCUCACGCCAGAGGAGAUCGAGGCCGGGAAGGUGCACGACUUCUACGACGAGGAGCGCCAGAGGAAGCCCAAGCGACUCGCUUCCAAGGUUGCCUCCCAGAUUGGCCACCUGAUCAUGCUCUUCCCCUACGAGGCACUCGAUGGGGAGCAUUCGGCGGGGAGCACCCUGGAGUGGAGGAGCCAGAGCUGCAAGCGUGUGUGCCGCUCAACGUUUGGAGCUGAGACUAUGGCUGCCGCAGAGGGCUUGGAGGGCGCUCAGUACAUGAGGGCGCUGUUCGGAACGCUUCUCACCGGACGGCUGAUGGGCCAUGCCGAAGCAAGACGGAG